CUACCAUUCUCGGACUCCGUCAUUCUGAAUCUGGGAUUCUACGAUCCCACCCCGCUCCGCUCCGCCCCGCUGACGCCGCUCCAGGUCCGCGCCCCCAUCUCCAGCCGCCAAUAAAGUGGGCGGCGGCGGCAGGUGGCUCCUCAUGGAGCGCUGUGCGCCGCCGGCAGCUGUUGUGCUCCAGCGACUCCUUCCCCGGUUCUCUCAGUGUUUGUCACCACCCGCCCCGGGACGGACGAUGCGGGCCAUGGUGCUUAUGGCCGCGCUGGCCGUGCUGGCAGCGAACCGUGCGGCUGCUGGGUCUUCGCUCAACGCCACGGAGCCACAGCGGCACGAGGAGCGGGAGCCCGGGAGCCGAGAAGGCGAGCCCGUGCCGAGUUCUGACUACGAGGAGGAUGAGGAGGAGUACGAGGAGGCGCCGCCAGUCCACCAGUACAUCGUGGACGACCUGAUCCGAGUUGAACCUGUGGUUAAACCCAAGCCAGCAAAGAGGGGGGGAGAAAAGAAUGCUGGCAAAUCAAGAAGGAAGAAAAACAAAGGGAAAAAGAAGAAAGGGACUCCCUGUGAAAUGGAAUACAAAAACUUUUGCAUCCAUGGAGAAUGCAUAUACUUAGAACAUCUCCAGAUGGUGACCUGCAAGUGUCAUCAGGAUUUUUUUGGUGAGCGCUGUGGUGAACAGUUCAUGAAGACUCAAAGGAAGAAUGAUGUGGCAGACUACUCAAAGACUGUGUUGGUAGUGGUAGCUGUCCUGCUCUCAAGCGUCAGCUUCAUUACUGUGCUUAUCAUUGUGAUAGUGCAGGUCAGGAAAAAGUGUCCUCAGUAUGAAGAGAAAGAAGAAAGGAAAAAACUCCGACAAGAAAACAGAAAUGGGCAUGUUGGUGUAUAAAUGGGGAGAAAGCAGAAAAAUUCUGAAGUGGCCAUUGCCAAGCUGCGGGGUACCUCUGGCUACCUGACACAUCCACCUGGACACUGUGGGCUGGAGCUGUUGCCACUAAGCUGUGAUUCAUCGAGAGGCUGCUGCAAGGAGAUGUCAACAGGCCACUUGCUGCUGAAUCACUUGCUGAGACCAGUUAUCACUGCAUCUUGGCACAACAAUGUGGAAGGAGCUGGCUCGUUGGGGGACACGACCUGUUGUCAAGACCUGCUAGAGAUUACUGCUACUGAGCCUUCUGUCUCUGUGCGAGAGCUCCAGUCUUGGCUGUUAUGUGGAUGGACUUUGUUAUCUUAGCAAGUCCCCUUUGGCAGCUCUAACUCUAAGGGGAAGAACCUGUUGCUGCUUUCACCUAAGUGAAAAAGGGAAGAGGUUGGGAUGGCUUGUGUCCCUAGACCUCAGUGGAUGAAAAACCUAAUUCUGUUGUCACUGCUCCCUGUCCAUAUUGGCUUCCAACAGCUUCAUCUGUAGUUGUGACUUGCAGGGUGUUGGUGACAGAUCUUUGUCAGCCACACUUGGGUUCUGUUACUGUGUGUGUGGAAGUACUCCCUCCGAGUUCUGUAGGACUCAUGGUGUGGGUGGAGCUAUCCAUUUGCGUGUGUGCUAGCCCAAGUUAAAAUUAGUCUCCUCAGGAUGCUGAGACAAUAAAUGCAAGAUCUGAAGCCUUGCAUCUAAAGGAAAAGAUCCAUGCUCAAACCAAUGGAUAAGGCUAGACCCAUCUCUUGCAAACACAAAACUACUUCUGUUAAAUGGAUACUUGUUGCUUUAAGCAGUGCUUAAAUAUAAAAUGCUUCACAUCAGAUCCCAUCAGUUGAACUUGACUAAGAACCUGUUCCUUUGAAGAAUUUAAUUCAGGACUGAUGCUUUGCAAGCAGUGGUCUCUUGUGCUCUUUCUUCAAGUGUGAAGAACUCAUCUUACCUCAAUUUUUUCUGACCCAGGUGGCCUAGGUUUCUUAACUGUCCAUACAGUCUUGAGCACGGAGUAUUAUUUGAGUUCAGUUUCUGCUUGGAAAAGUGAUUGUGUUCUGUAUAAACAGAGCAGAAUUCUUCUGGUAGCAGAGAAACACCAUUACUUGUUAAGUUGUAUCUGUAAAUGUGUAAAUAUUUAUUACUGUAUUUAAUAUUUAAUGUUUCCAUAACAAACUUAUUUAUUUUAUAAUUAAACUUUUUACAUAACCUAA
Messenger RNA from Prinia subflava (tawny-flanked prinia), 2109 nucleotides. It is a transcript of the gene AREG, whose product is annotated as amphiregulin. The record is from RefSeq and is a predicted model, not a curated record. Gene Ontology annotation, molecular function: growth factor activity; epidermal growth factor receptor binding. The transcript is spliced from 6 exons. Gene Ontology annotation, biological process: epidermal growth factor receptor signaling pathway; positive regulation of cell population proliferation. The coding region runs from base 143 to 883 and encodes 246 amino acids. Lineage: Eukaryota; Metazoa; Chordata; Aves; Passeriformes; Cisticolidae.